Nelumbo nucifera (sacred lotus) is the source of this 2057-nucleotide messenger RNA. RefSeq names its product glycosyltransferase BC10-like. Gene Ontology annotation, molecular function: glycosyltransferase activity. Lineage: Eukaryota; Viridiplantae; Streptophyta; Magnoliopsida; Proteales; Nelumbonaceae. Gene Ontology annotation, cellular component: membrane. The record is from RefSeq and is a predicted model, not a curated record.
UGAAGUGUUCUUUGUCUGCAUUUUGGAAUCGAGCGCAACUUCUGCUUCGACUGUGAAAGCGAGAGAGAAAGAGGAAGAGAGAGAGAAGACGAAUCGAUUACGAGAAAUAAAAUAAAGAACAAGAACUCUUUUUUAAUCUGGCUUUGUUUUGGUUCAUUUCUCUUUUGCUCUCUUCUUUUGUGCCCUAGAUCUUGUGACAGAGCUAAGAUCUCUACGAGAAGUUCUGUCUGUAGAUCUUGGAAUCGACAUUCCUGUUUUGGAGUUGGAGAUCUCCGGGGGUUCAUUUGAGCUGGCGUGAUCAGUUUCAGAUUCCUUUCCAGCUUAGUUGAUUGAAGCUCUGUUGUUGGAGCUGCAGACUGCUAGAUCCAUUUAUACUUAGUCUAAGAUGCUCUUAGACUUCUACAGAAGAAGGAAGAUGGUCUGAAGUUCUGAUGAGAUUACUCUAAAUGAAGGCAUCUCAGGCGUGGCGAUUAGGCAUUGGAGAUUUGCAAAUCAUGCCUGCGCCGCGCCACCGGCCUCAUUUAAAAAGGCCCAUGUGGAUAAUUGUAUUGGUUUCUUUGGUGAGCAUGUUCCUAAUUGGCGCUUAUAUUUAUCCAUCACGAGGUUUUGCAGCCUGUUACAUAUUUUCAUCACGUGGUUGUAAGUCUUUCUCCGAAUGGCUUCCACCUACUCCUGCCAGGGAACUUACUGAUGAUGAGCUGGCCUCUCAUGUUUUCAUUAAGGAUAUUUUAAAGAUGACUCCUCUCCAAUCUAGGAACCCCAAAAUUGCUUUCAUGUUCUUGACUCCUGGUACUUUGCCUUUUGAAAAGCUCUGGGAUAUGUUCUUUCGUGGCCAUGAAGGUAGGUUCUCUAUUUAUGUCCAUGCAUCUAGGGAAAAACCAGUGCAUGUGAGUCGUUAUUUUGUGGAUCGGGACAUUCGCAGUGAGAAGGUGGUCUGGGGCAAAAUCUCUAUGGUUGAUGCUGAGCGGAGACUUUUGGCAAAUGCACUCAGAGAUCCUGAUAACCAACAUUUUGUCUUGCUUUCGGACAGUUGUGUACCAUUGCAUACUUUUGAUUAUGUUUAUAACUAUCUGCUGGAUACAAAUAUCAGUUUUAUAGAUUGUUUUGAGGAUCCUGGUCCACAUGGUUCUGGAAGAUAUUCAGAGCUUAUGCUGCCUGAAGUUGAAAAGAAGGCUUUUAGAAAGGGUGCACAGUGGUUCUCGAUGAAGCGGCAGCAUGCUAUUAUAGUUAUCGCAGAUAAUCUUUACUACACAAAAUUCAAGCUGUAUUGUAAGCCAGGUAUGGAAGGUCGCAAUUGCUAUGCAGAUGAGCAUUACCUGCCAACCUUGUUCCAUAUGGUUGAUCCUGCAGGAAUUGCAAAUUGGUCAGUGACACACGUUGAUUGGUCUGAAGGAAAGUGGCAUCCAAAGUCUUAUAGGGCUAAGGAUGUUUCCUACCAGCUCCUGAAGAAUAUCACAUCUAUCGAUCAGAGUCUGCACGUUACAAGUGAUGAAAGGAAGGAGGUGCAGAUAAGGCCUUGUUUAUGGAAUGGCAUGCAGCGGCCAUGUUAUUUAUUUGCUAGAAAAUUCUACCCAGAAACUGUGGAUAACUUGUUGCAAAUAUUCUCCAAUUACACGAUGAAAUGAGCAACAUCUUGAUGAUUACUAUUCUUUGGUGGGAUCAACAGCUUUCGACCCCAUGGAAUCAGCUUGGGUUCGCCGUAUGUAUUAAAAUGUUGUAAAAUGCCACCUUGUAGAUGGCUCGGAUCCCCUCGACCCUCCACCCCCAUCUGGAUUCUUACCACAGAAGGGCGAUUGGCAGAGCAACUAGGUUAAUUGACUCCAAGGCUUGAGGUGGCUGCCAAGUUGUCUCCUAGUGCUGUUUCCUCUUGGGGUAAUCAAUUUGCUAUUUUUCUGUUGUCUGCCUCUUUUCUUUCCUUUUUUCCCCCUUAAUUUUGAGUAUUUUUCAUUCCUUCUAAACCAGAAAAUUUUGGGUAUUUGUUCAAAUGAACUUUUAAGUUGAUUUUUGUAAAAGCUGAAAAUGUGAUAUAGCAAUUACAACUACUUUUCUCUUUUCCA